GGGCUAAGGGAGGCGAGUCGCAUUGCACGUGGUGCAGCAGAGCUUCGCCCGGAGGGUCCUCGGGGAAGACCCCCACAUUUUUGUCAGAACCUUGGCUGGCGUGAUGGCGAAUGGCGUGAGGGGGUGGCAUCAACCGGUAGGGUUUAGUGGUCGGAGCUGGAUUAAUCUUUACACCGAUAUCGGUUAAGGCGUUUUAUUGGGCAUUGAGUCCAACGGGACUUGAAGUUACAGGAAUCUUGUGGCACCGUAAAAUCGAAGCAGAUUUUAUUCCGUCAUCAACUUUCACGGACUAGAGCCCAGUCCAUCCGAUGAAAUGUGGCAGGUCCCCACUGUGCAGACGAGGUACGCAGACGUAUGCCACAAACAAGCAAGAUCCUUUCACAGCUUUCCAUCUGGACAAGACUCUUGUAAGAAAGUUUAUGAAACCCUUGCUAAUUGGUGAACUUGCAGACGAUCAGCCAAGCUUUGAGCCCAGCAAAAAUAAAAUGCUCAUAGAAGAUUUCCGCCAGCUUCGUGCUACUGUUGAGAAGAUGGGACUCCUGAACCCCAACCGCCUUUUUUUCUUCCUGUACCUCAUUCACAUCUUGCUGCUGGAUGUGGCUGCUUGGCUCAACUUGUGGUACUUUGGAUCAUCCUGGGUGCCUUUUCUCUUCUCUGGAUUGCUGCUUGCCACUGUCCAGGCCCAAGCUGGUUGGCUUCAGCAUGAUUUGGGACACCUUUCAGUCUUUGGCAAGUCCAAAUGGAACCACUGGGUUCACAGAUUUGUGAUUGGGCAUCUGAAAGGAGCACCAGCCAGCUGGUGGAAUCAUUGGCAUUUCCAGCACCACGCUAAGCCUAAUUGCUUCCGCAAGGACCCGGACCUCAAUAUGCAUCCUUUGUUUUUUGCAUUGGGAAAGAAACUAUCUGUAGAGCUGGGGAUAAAGAAAAAGAAGUUCAUGCCAUAUAACCAUCAACACAAAUACUACUUCAUCCUUGGACCACCGGCUCUGGUGCCCUUCUACCUACAGUGGUAUGUCUUCUACUUCGUAGUCCAACGCAAACAAUGGGUGGAUCUGGCCUGGAUGGUUACUUUUUAUAUCCGGUUCUUUCUGACGUACUCCUUCUUACUGGAACUCAAGAGUCUCUUUGUUCUCUUCUUCAUGCUCAGAUUUCUAGAGAGCCACUGGUUUGUCUGGGUGACACAAAUGAACCACAUCCCAAUGAACAUUGAUUAUGACAAGAACAUGGAAUGGUUCUCAACCCAGCUCCAGGCAACAUGCAACGUGCACCAAUCCUUUUUCAAUGACUGGUUUAGUGGACACCUCAAUUUCCAAAUUGAGCACCACCUCUUCCCUACCAUGCCUCGACACAACUUCUGGAAGGUGACUCCCUUGGUGAAGCCCCUGUGUGCAAAAUACGGCAUUGAGUACCAGUCCAAGCCUCUGCUCACAGCCUUUGCAGACAUUGUACACUCUCUGAAGGAUUCAGGUGAACUCUGGCUGGAUGCGUACAUGCAUAACUGAGAAGGAAACAACACCUCAUUGGAGAGUAGUCACUCACUUUUGCCACCUGUAGCAAUUGGCAUCUUGAAGCUAACAAAGGCCUUACUUAGUUGGGGGUGGGUAGCUGGUUGAGCUGAAUUCUUGUACUGAAUGUGAUAUUUAAAGAUGUCUUAUCCCUUGCGCUUUUCCCAUUGCUCAUCUGGACUUUAUGAGCUACUGAGAAGUUCCCCAAGGACAUAUGGAAGACCAGGAACAGUUCCCAUCCAUGAACUGUCAUUUUACAUGUUUUAUAUGUAGAGCAAAAGUCUUGCAAAGAAAUCUUUUGGCUUGCUCCUUCCCAGAACAAAAGUAACCAAGAAGCAGGUGAAAGUCUGAGGAGUGAAGUAAAGGAGGAGAAGGGUUGGGUGGGUAGGACAGGAGACAACAUGCAGCAUCUGAAAGCUAUAACAGCUUGAGGACAGGUAACAAGGCACAGCAAGGACCAGAGGAGUUCAUAGAUGUCUGAUUUUGAAACAAGGACUGAUGGAAGAGAGCAGCCAAAGUCUGACACAGGGACAAGUACCCAAGAAUCACUGGACAGUAGCUGGACUCAAGAAAAGCUGUUGCUAUUUGUAGGCACUUGCCAAUCUCUAGGACAACUUUGAUUCUAGAAUGAUGGAUGUCAAUGGACUGAUUAUUGAUCCUAUGGAGAGGGAGCAAUUGAUGUUGGUGAGCAUUCCAGUGCUUUCUUAUUCUACUAAAAUGCCUUCAAGCAGUUGAGGAGGAGGACCAAGUAAACUUUCCUUACUCACUGGAAAUGGUGAUCUUUGUAUAUUCCACCUUGCUCAGUUACUGAGGGAUCUUUGUCUAUGGCACAGCUACUUUGUCUGACCUCUGCAAAGAGAAUACUCAUUUCUUAAUCUGGGAUGUCUUGCUGUGAAAAGGAUGCUGUUGUGUGAUAUAAAAGCACACUUUGUAUCACUUCAGAGCAGAGAUGGUCAAAUUUGUAGCCGAUCUCUGAGUAAAUGGGGACAUCCUGAGUCUCACCAUGGUCUUGACAGAGAAAUGCCCCCAUGACUUGUCCCUGUAAUUCCUUCGUGCCUUUGUAGUUACACAAACACCUUCCCAUACAGUAAAAAUGAGAAAUGGCCUGAAAAUUUUCAACUCUGGAGAAACAGUUGCCUCUUCAUGGUAACUGUUUUCCCUCAUGUAAACUGAUUGUGCAACUUUUCCUGAGGCAGAGAUUGUUCUCUUAUUUCUUUCUCUAAGGUAGACCAAAGUGAGGGCUUGGAGCCAGACAUGCUUUGCCUUUCCUACAUGGAAACAAAGUUAUUUCCAAAACAUUUGAUUGUUUUCUAGACUUCUGCAGUGCCAUUCAGAUUAACAAAUGGGAGUCUGAUUUUUUUUGCAUAGCCCUGUUUGGAAGGAGGCAAGCUUAGAGGCAGAGUGAAAACUCACUGCUAUUAUAUGGGAAUAUUGUUAUCUAAUCUGAACUGCUCACCUCCUUUGGAAGGCACAUAUAAUGUGUGAAGACCCAUGCCCUAACAGAGGUGAAGGCACCACUGGACUUCUUACAAUGCACCACCAUUCCAGCCCAUAGUGGGCAGUGGCUCAGCUAUCCAAAGAAAGCCAUUUGGUUGCACUUCUGAUUCUCUCAUAAGAUGCGCCUGCAAGUCAUGCUUUUGAAAAGAAGUAAGCUAUUAGGAAAAUUGCCUUCAGAGCCUUAUGCCACUUGAUGGUAACAUAGCACAACUGCCAAAUUAGGUGGAUGGUCAGAGGGGAACAGCCCUUGGUGUAAUUUAGCUUAAAAUGAAUCCCCUAAGCUCUGAAAUGCUUUUUUAAGCCUCAGUUCUUUCCUUCAGUUGUUUGAUUCCAACCACUUCUCUUCAUUAUCCAUCACUCUUACAGAGAGAAUUGUGAGAGGUAAGAUGGUUCCUGCCCCUUGGAUAACCCUUUCCAUGUUGCAGCUGCUCAGCUGGUUUUCUAAUGGGAAUGGGAGCGAUUUGGAGAAUUCAGCCUAAGAUUCAUCCCCCUCCCCUUACCUUCAUUAUGCUAAGAAGGCGGGAAGCUGGACAAGAGUGGAGUGAAUGUCUCCCUUGUGGAUAAAAAUAGCGGACUGUUGUAUCAUGUUUUCAUUUUCAAUGGGGAAUUCCCAAACUGGAGUUGUAAUCUAAAUGUUGAAUAAUGAAGUGUAGCAAAUAU
Messenger RNA from Sphaerodactylus townsendi, 3662 nucleotides. RefSeq names its product acyl-CoA (8-3)-desaturase-like. Gene Ontology annotation, biological process: lipid metabolic process. Gene Ontology annotation, molecular function: oxidoreductase activity, acting on paired donors, with oxidation of a pair of donors resulting in the reduction of molecular oxygen to two molecules of water. Bases 309 to 1502 code for a protein of 397 amino acids. NCBI's taxonomy places the organism in Eukaryota, Metazoa, Chordata, Lepidosauria, Squamata, Sphaerodactylidae. The transcript is spliced from 12 exons. Gene Ontology annotation, cellular component: membrane. The record is from RefSeq and is a predicted model, not a curated record.